GGAAACCGGAAAAAGAAAAGUAUUUUAGAAGGAUGGCGGUAGAUUUGGAACAUGGUUAGGGAGAAUAGAGUCCGGCCUUGUUUUUCUAACACUCUGUUUUGAAGCAAAUUGCACUGUAGUAUACAAAUAUUAACAGCACAAGAGUGCUGUGUUGCUUUGUUUAAUCUUAUACCAUUAAAAUAAACGUUCCCCGCUUAUUACUACUUCAGGACGCAUCAGGAUGAAGAAGCAUCUACAAAAUGAACAUAUUUCAGAAGACAACGAGUCUAAUUGCAGCAAAGAAGAACUAGAGGCACGGUUGAAUGAACUGAGAAACGCGGUCAAAAUGUCGAAAAAGCAACUGAGAGCUGUCAGAGAUGAGAUUCAACAGGCUGAGGAAGAUAUUGAGCAGAGCACUGUGCACCGGGACCGACUGCAACCACUGCAGACUGAGACAGGAGAACUGGGUGCAGCAUUGAGAGAACUGGAUAGGGUGAGGCAGCAGCAAGCGGACUUGUCCCAUCAACUCAAGGAGCAAACUGCUGCAAAUCACAGCUCUCUGGAAAGCAUGGAGAGGAAGCAGAAGGCAAUGGAGAAAGACAUGAGGAGGGAGAUGGAUGUUCUGGAGAAGAGACAAGUCUCCCUGUGGGAUCAGAAGAAAGCUGUCAGCCUCCAGUGCAGCAAGAUCAGGGAGUCUCUUGAAGAGACAGAGGGCCUGUGCCAGGCAGUGGAGGAGAAAAUGAAUAGUGAUACCCAGAAGAGAGGAUCCAACCAUUCCCAGAAAAAGGAGGACCUGCUGUUGGAAGCAUAUGUCGCCAACCUGGGUAUCCCUGCAACUUUAGGAAAAGCUGGCAUUGCACGAAGGAAUGCUAAGACAGUCAAGUGAGUCUGAAAUCCACACAUUCGUGAGAACAUCCUCUCAUGCAGUUUUAGAAGACAGAGGUGUUUUCUGUUCUGCAAGCCUACGUGGAUUAUAGUUUUCACUUAAUCUUGGAAUUUACCCUAUUAAAUUGAGUCUGCAAAAGGAGUGGGUUUGUGAAUCGUAGGAGCCAAUAUCUCACUGUGUUUGCAAUAACUUUUGAUUUAAAUAAACAUUAUAAUAGGGAAGUACUGGUAAAGAUGUAACAGAGUUUUUCAAUAUCCAUGUAUGUAAUAUUUAGUAUAAUUUGACAUUUCUGUUGGAAAAUCAGAACAUAUUAAGUUUUGUUGUGUGUUGUAGUGAAAAGGAAUAUCCAGCUUUUUGUUUUCUAAAAAUGUUGUGUUUUAUACUGCAAAAGAAAAUGUAAAUCUAAAGGAAAAUAUUUUACCUCCUUGUAUGUGUAUUUUAAGUUUAUUAAAGACUGAUAUUAGUAGUAA
Molecule: messenger RNA, 1335 nt
Organism: Lepisosteus oculatus (spotted gar)
Lineage: Eukaryota; Metazoa; Chordata; Actinopteri; Semionotiformes; Lepisosteidae
Source: RefSeq, a predicted model, not a curated record